Molecule: messenger RNA, 2229 nt
Organism: Colletotrichum abscissum
Lineage: Eukaryota; Fungi; Ascomycota; Sordariomycetes; Glomerellales; Glomerellaceae
Product: U3 small nucleolar ribonucleoprotein Mpp10
Exons: 1
Coding region: 1-2229 (742 amino acids)
Biological process (GO): rRNA processing
Cellular component (GO): sno(s)RNA-containing ribonucleoprotein complex; small-subunit processome; nucleus
Source: RefSeq, a predicted model, not a curated record
AUGGCGGCGGGCAGCAGCACAUCUUCCUCCCUGACGUCAAAUACCCUCACAUUUGCGCCCGGCAUGGCCGCUCAGCUCCCCAACGGCGGCGUCGUCGACGUAAAGGCCCUCUUCGACAACCUGGACGCCCAGAACCGACACGCCUUUCUCCAACCGCCGCCCGCGAUCCCGUCCGCCUCUCUGCAGGUCGUCAAGGACACGCUCGAUGCGUUCGCCGGCCAGAUUAGCGACGAGCAGCUGCGCCUGCUCAAGGAGGCGACGAAGAAGCGCAAGCGGGCUGACGGCGGCGGCGCGAGACCCGAUGUUCUCAAGAUUCGCAAGGUCCAUGUUGACGGGUUCGAGACGAGCCAGGUCUGGCAGCAGGCCCGUCGUAUCAUUCAGAGCGCUUUGAACCACUCCAAGGAGACACUACAGGAGCUCGAGGACCGGAAUGAGGUUGUCACGAACGAGGACAAUGGUUCAGAGAGCUCUAUUCUCUCUUUCGAGACGGCUUCCGAAGAUAUUGACGACGACGAAGAGGGCUCCAGUGACGAGGAAGAGCUGUCAGGCUCUGAUCUGGAAGACGCCGAAGAGGACUCUGAUGCGGAGGAGCUCGAGGGCUCGGACGUUGAGGGUCUCACGGGUGAUCUCGAAGACAUGGACGAAGACAAUGAGGAAGAGGAUGGCGAAGAAGACGAGGAGGAAGAAGAGGAUGAUGAGGAGGAAUACGUUGAGGAUCCCAACGGUCUCAACGACGGUUUCUUCUCAAUCGACGCCUUCAACAAGCAAACCCAGUGGUUCGAAGAGCAGGACGCGCGAGGAGACCCCAACACGGACGCCAACAGCGACGACGAAGACAUCGACUGGAACGCCGACCCCAUGGCACCAUCAGCCAAGUCCAGCUCAUCAAAAAACAAGGACACGGACAUGGAUAUGGAAGACGACGCCGGCUCGGACGAGGAGGACUCGGAAGACGACGGGCCCACAUUCGGCGACAUGGACCUCAACGCCCCCGAGGGUGCCAGUGAUGACGAGGACAUGGACGACGCCAUGGACAACGAGGAGGAGGAGUUCAACGCGAACGGCAUCUACUUCAAGGACUUCUUCGCGCCGCCGGCGAAGAAGGCGUCCAAGGACGGCAAAUACAAGAAGAACAAGUCCGUGCGGUUCGCGCCCAAGGCGGUCCAGGAGGAGGACGUCGAGCGCGCCAUGGCGGACGUCAAGAAGGACCUCUUUGACGACGACUCUGACCACGGAGACGACUCGGACGACGCCCUGUCCGACGCCUCGGCGGGCGACCCGCGGUCGCGCCGGUCCGCGCACGAGAGGCGCCAGGCCAAGCUCGCCGAGGAGAUCCGCAAGCUCGAGGCCGAGUCGGUCGCCAAGCGCCAGUGGACCCUGACCGGCGAGGCGUCCGCCGCCGAGCGCCCGAUGAACUCGCUGCUCGAGGAGGACAUGUCGUUUGAGCACCUGGGCAAGCCCGUCCCCAUCAUCACGGCCGAGGUCAGCGAGAGCAUCGAGGAGCUCAUCAAGCGGAGGAUCCUGGCGCAGGACUUUGACGAGGUCGCCCGGCGCCGGCCCGGCGCGGAGAACAUGCCCGAGAACACGCGCCGGGGCCUGGUCGAGCUGGACGACGCCAAGUCCGGCAAGGGCCUGGCGGAGAUCUACGAGGAGGAGCACGUCAAGAACGCGGACCCGGACAACUACGUCAGCAAGUCGGACGAGAAGCUCGCCAAGGAAGAGGCGGAGAUCGAGCGCAUGUGGAAGGACCUGAGCGCCAAGCUGGACUCGCUGAGCAACUGGCACUACAAGCCCAAGGCGGCGGCGCCGUCGCUGACGGUGGUGUCGGACGCGGCGACGAUCGCGAUGGAGGACGCGCAGCCGGCGACGGCGCAGGGGGUCAGCGGCGGGCAGAGCAUGAUCGCGCCGCAGGAGGUGUACAAGGCCGGCAAGGAGACGGCGGAGAAGGGCGAGGUGGUGCUGGGCAAGAGCGGGCUGCCGAUGGCGCGGGAGGAGAUGUCGCGGGAGGACAAGGUGCGGCGGCGCCGGCGGGAGAAGGAGAGGAUCCGCAAGGCGGGCGGGACGGACAAGAAGCCGCUCGGCAAGAAGGCGCAGAUGCAGAAGGACACGAUGGCGGAUUUGAAGAAGGGCGGGGUCAAGGUGAUCAACCGCAAGGGCGAGGUUGUCGGGCUCGACGGGAACAAGGCCAAGGCGGAGGUCAAGGCGACGAGCAGCAGCUUCAAGUUGUAG